GUCGUCGAGUUGAAUUUGAUAGCGAGAGAAAGGAAGAGAGGAGUUGAAAGGGGGAAUCUGGGGACGAAUUUGUCGGAGGGACAUGGCUCAAGAGACGAACCAGACACAAGUGCCCCUGCUCUGUGUCACGGGAUGCGGCUUUUAUGGCAACCCUCGUACCAACGGAAUGUGUUCAGUCUGCUAUAAGGACUCCCUACAGAGACAGAAUAGCAAUGGGAGAGUCACCCCUCCAGCAUCCUCCAAUGUCAGCAGCAUAGGAGAGUCUCUACCCACCCAGUGCACUGAGAGCAGCCCUGUGGAGGCACCGUCAGCGUCAUCCCAAACGACCACGCAGCUGGAACAGUGCAGUGUGGUCUCCAGCCAGACUCUGUUAAAGCAAGCGUCACGAAAACAUUGUGAAGAGGAAGAUUCAACGGGGGACAAAGUAGGAGUGAAAACAGGCGAAUUGCAGGCUGCGGCGUCGAGCGACUCGGACAGGGCGUCGGUAGGUGGACAGGACCGGUCUCCUGACAAACCCAAACAGAAGAAGAACCGCUGCUUCUUGUGCCGUAAGAAAGUGGGCCUCACAGGCUUUGACUGCAGAUGUGGAAACGUGUUUUGUGGCAUGCAUCGAUACUCCGACAUUCACAGUUGCACCUUUGACUACAAGGCAGAUGCUGCUGAGAAAAUUAGAAAAGAAAACCCUGUAGUGGUUGGAGAAAAAAUCCAGAAGAUCUGAAGGGCACCAUUUUGAAGUUUUUUUUUUUUUUUUCUUUUCAGAAAUCAGUUUUGUUUCCUCAUUAUUUCCUUUAUUUUAAAUGGUUCCUGGGAAUUGUGAGGAAUGUACUCAUCAUAAAUCCUUAAAUCAUGCAUGGCACCUGGAAAUACAUCUUUGACAAUUAUUGAGCGUUUUCUUUGCAGACAUUUGAAUUCAUUCUUUAUUUUAAAUGUCGUGGUUAGUAAAAUUGAAGCGGACUAUAGGUUUUGUACGAAUUUAUGCCGUUAUUUUUUUUUCUUUUUUUCAUACAGGGCCUUCAUUGCAUUUAGGUGAGAUUAUUAGGGGGAUUUUCUGGUGUCUGAAAUUGCAUGUUGUACCCUUAAAUUUUUUCCUUCUUUGUACUGUAUGUAGUUUCUUCUAAUAAUUGAAUGUAUUCCUAGAAAUAUGGCUGAUUUUGUUCUGCAUUAACUGCAAAAAAGAGGGUUUCUAACGUACAUUGGCAUAUUUGUGUAUUUCCUCUUGUAACUUUUGUUUCAUAAUGUUUGUCAUAAUGAAUCCUUUUGGAAUGUAUGAAUUUGCAGUAUAAAAGUUUGUAUGUAUGUUGUUUCUGAAUGAAGUAUAAUAGCCAGUGUGAGUGUAGUCUUCUGAGUGGGCAAGAAAAGCUUGUAUGCACUUCUUUGCUGCCUGUGACUUUCAGUGGGAGAGUAUUGUUCUUUUAUGAGAGUGUACAAAUGAAGUAUGACCUGAGAUAAUCGUGUUGUAUUUAUGUGACUUUAUUCACUGUCUUAAGUUUGGUCUUAAUAAAAUUAAAACC
This is a messenger RNA of Megalops cyprinoides (Indo-Pacific tarpon), 1511 nucleotides long. It is a transcript of the gene zfand6, whose product is annotated as zinc finger, AN1-type domain 6. The record is from RefSeq and is a predicted model, not a curated record. NCBI's taxonomy places the organism in Eukaryota, Metazoa, Chordata, Actinopteri, Elopiformes, Megalopidae. Gene Ontology annotation, molecular function: DNA binding; zinc ion binding; polyubiquitin modification-dependent protein binding. The transcript has 6 exons. Gene Ontology annotation, biological process: protein targeting to peroxisome. Bases 83 to 718 code for a protein of 211 amino acids.